Molecule: messenger RNA, 2154 nt
Organism: Orcinus orca (killer whale)
Lineage: Eukaryota; Metazoa; Chordata; Mammalia; Artiodactyla; Delphinidae
Exons: 5
Coding region: 1-2154 (717 amino acids)
Source: RefSeq, a predicted model, not a curated record
AUGGUACCUGUUGUAGUCGUUGUCAGUGGUGGGGCUGUGGGUGUGGUGGUCCCUCCUGUGGUCUUUGUCAGUGGCGGGGUUCUGGGUGUGGUGGUUCCUGUUGUGGUUUUUGUCAGUGGUGGGGUUCUGGGUGUGGAGGUCCCUCUUGUGGUCUUUGUCAGUGGCGGGGCUGUGGGUGUGGUGGUUCCUGUUGUGGUCUUUGUCAGUGGUAGGGCUGUGGGUGUGGCGGUCCCUCUUGUGGUCUUGGUCAGUGGCCGGGCUGUGGGUGGGGCAGUCUCUGUUGUGGUCUUUGUCAGUGGUGGAGCUGUGGGUGCAGAGGUCCCUGUCGUGGUCUUUGUCAGUGGUGGGCCUGUGGGUGUGGCGGUCGCUGUUGUGGUCUUUGUCAGUGGCGGGGUUCUGGGUGUGGUGGUCCCUGUUGUGGUCUUGGUCAGUGGGGGGGCUGUGGAGGUCUGUGUUGUGGUCUUUGUCAGUGGCGGGGCUGUGGGUGUGGUGGUCCCUGUUGUGGUCUCUGUCAGUGGCGGGGUGGUGGGUGCGGCAGUCCCUGUUGUGGUCUUGGUCAGUGGCCGGGCUGUGGGUGCGGCAGUCUCUGUUGUGGUCUUUGUCAGUGGCGGGGUUCUGGGUGUGGUGGUCCCUGUUGUGGUCUUUGUCAGUGUUGUGGCUGUGGGUGUGGUGGUCUCUGUUGUGGUUUUUGUGAGUGGUGGUGUUCUGGGUGUGGUGGUCCCUGUUGUCUUUGUCAGUGGUGUGGCUGUGGGUGUGGUGGUCUCUGUUGUUGUCUUUGUCAGUGGUGGGGCUGUGGGUGUGGUGGUCCGUGCUGUGUUCUUUGUCAGUGGCAGGGUUGUGGGUGUGGUGGUCCCUGUUGUGGUCUUUGUCAGUGGCGGGGCUGUGGGUGUGGCGGUCCCUGUUGUGGUCUUUGUCAGUGGCAGGGUUGUGGGUGUGGUGGUCUGUGUUGUGGUCUUUGUCAGUGGUGUGGGUGUGGUGGUCCCUAUUGUGGUCUUUGUGAGUGGCAGAGCUGUGGGUGUGGCGGUCUCUGUUGUGGUCUUUGUCCGUGGUGUGGCUGUGGGUGUGGCGGUCCCUGUUGUCUUUGUCAGUGGCAGGGUUGUGGGUGUGGUGGUCCCUGUUGUGGUCUUUGUCAGUGGCGGAGCUGUGGGUGUGGCAGUCUCUGUUGUGGUCUUUGUCAGUGGCGGGGCUGUGGGUGUGGUGGUCCCUGUUGUGGUCUUUGUCAGUGUUGUGGCUGUGGGUGUGGUGGUCUCUGUUGUGGUCUUUGUGAGUGGUGAUGUUCUGGGUGUGGUGGUCCCUGUUGUCUUUGUCAGUGAUGUGGCUGUGGGUGUGGUGGUCUCUGUUGUGGUCUUUGUCAGUGGUGGGGCUGUGGGUGUGGUGGUCCAUGCUGUGUUCUUUGUCAGUGGCAGGGUUGUGGGUGUGGUGGUCCCUGUUGUGGUCUUUGUCAGUGGUGGAGCUGUGGGUGUGGCGGUCUCUGUUGUGGUCUUUGUCAGUGGCGGGGCUGUUGGUGUGGUGGUCCGUGCUGUUGUCUUUGUCAGUGGCGGGGCUAUGGGUGUGGUGGUCCGUGCUGUGUUCUUUGUCAGUGACAGGGUUGUGGGUGUGGUGGUCCCUGUUGUGGUCUUUGUCAGUGGCGGGGCUGGGGGUGCGGCAGUCUCUGUUGUGGUCUUUGUCAGUGGCGGGGCUGUGGGUGUGGGGGUCCCUGUUGUGGUCUUUGUCAGUGGCAGGGUUGUGGGUGUGGAGGUCCCUGUUGUGGUCUUUGUCAGUGGCGGGGCUGUGGGUGUGGUGGUCCCUGUUGUGGUCUUUGUCAGUGGCGGGGCUGUGGGUGUGGCGGUCUCUGUUGUUGUCUUUGUCAGUGGCGGGGCUGUGGGUGUGGUGGUCCGUGCUGUGUUCUUUGUCAGUGGCAGGGUUGUGGAGGUCCCUGUCGUGGUCUUUGUCAGUGGUGGGCCUGUGGGUGUGGCGGUCCCUGUUGUGGUCUUUGUCAGUGGCGGGGUUCUGGGUGUGGUGGUCCCUGUUGUGGUCUUGGUCAGUGGGGGGGCUGUGGAGGUCUGUGUUGUGGUCUUUGUCAGUGGCGGGGCUGUGGGUGUGGUGGUCCCUGUUGUGGUCUCUGUCAGUGGCGGGGUGGUGGGUGCGGCAGUCCCUGUUGUGGUCUUGUGGUGA